GCGGCAGCGGCGGCGGGGCUCUGCAGCUACAGGAGCCCAGCGCAGGCCGCGCAGCCGGGGCCGCUGUGCGCCGUGACCGUGGGCUGCGGAGCCCGGCCGGCCGGCGGGGAGAGUGUGAUCCUGUUGAAGAGUAGCUGCUGCUCUGAUUCUCAGACUCCUCAAGGCCUUAGGAGCUAGCAGGCUUCACACUACCUCAAAGAAGAAACAGUGCCUGCGCCUUCAUCAAGAGGACGCUCUCCAUUGCUAUGGACACCGAGUCCACGUAUUCUGGAUAUUCCUACUACUCACACCAUUCAAAAAAAUCUCACAGACAAGGAGAGAGAACUAGAGAGAGACACAAAUCACCCAGGAAUAAAGAUGGCAGAGGGUCAGAAAAAUCUGUCACCAUUCAAGCUCCCACCGGAGAGCCCCUCUUGGCAAAUGAUUCUACUCAGACGGAGGAAGUCCAGGAUGACAAUUGGGGAGAGACCACCACGGCCAUCACAGGCACGUCAGAGCACAGCAUCUCCCAAGAGGACAUUGCCAGAAUCAGCAAGGACAUGGAGGACAGCGUGAGGCUGGACUGCAAGCGCUACCUGGGCCUCACCAUCGCUGCAUUCCUCGGACUUCUAGUUUUCCUCACCCCCAUUGCCUUCAUCCUGUUACCCCCGAUCCUGUGGAGGGAUGAGCUGGAAUCUUGUGGCACAAUUUGUGAGGGACUCUUUAUUUCCAUCUCAUUCAAACUCCUUAUUCUGCUCAUCGGAACCUGGGCACUUUUCUUCCGCAGGCAGAGAGCCGAUGUGCCACGGGUGUUCGUGUUCCGUGCACUGUUGUUGGUCCUCAUCUUUCUUUUCCUGGUUUCCUAUUGGCUUUUUUAUGGGGUCCGCAUUUUGGACUCUCGAGUCCGAAACUACCAGGACAUCGUGCAAUAUGCGGUCUCCCUCGUGGACGCCCUCCUCUUCAUCCACUACCUGGCGAUCGUCCUGCUGGAGCUGCGACAGCUGCAGCCCGUGUUCACGCUGCAGGUGGUCCGCUCCACCGAUGGCGAGUCCCGGUUCUACAGCUUGGGGCACCUGAGCAUACAACGAGCAGCACUGGUGAUUCUGGAAAAUUAUUACAAAGAUUUCACCAUCUAUAACCCAAACCUCCUGACGGCCUCCAGGUUCCGGGCAGCUAAACACAUGGCCGGGCUGAAAGUCUACAAUGUUGACGGCCCCAGUAACAACGCCACUGGCCAAUCCCGAGCGAUGAUUGCUGCAGCUGCUCGGCGCAGGGACUCGAGUCACAACGAGCUGUAUUAUGAAGAGGCUGAGCAUGAACGGCGGGUAAAGAAGCGGAGAGCAAGGCUGGUAGUGGCUGUGGAAGAGGCCUUCACCCAUAUCCAGCGUCUCCAGGCUGAGGAGCAGCAAAAAGCCCCAGGGGAGGUGAUGGACCCCAGGGAGACGGCACAGGCCAUCUUCCCCUCCAUGGCCAGGGCACUGCAGAAGUACCUGCGCACCACUCGGCAGCAGCACUAUCACAGCAUGGAGAGCAUCCUGCAGCACCUGGCCUUCUGCAUCACCAACAGCAUGACCCCCAAGGCCUUUCUAGAACGAUACCUCAGUGCGGGCCCCACCUUGCAGUAUGACAAAGAUCGCUGGCUGUCUACGCAGUGGAAACUUAUUAGUGACGAGGCUGUGACUAACGGGCUACGAGAUGGAAUCGUUUUUGUCCUCAAAUGCUUAGAUUUUAGCCUCGUAGUCAACGUGAAGAAAAUUCCAUUCAUCGUACUCUCUGAAGAGUUCAUAGACCCCAAAUCUCACAAAUUUGUUCUUCGCUUACAGUCUGAGACAUCGGUUUAAAAUUUCUAUAUUUGUGGCUUUAU
Castor canadensis (American beaver) is the source of this 1843-nucleotide messenger RNA. It is a transcript of the gene Vangl1, whose product is annotated as VANGL planar cell polarity protein 1. Gene Ontology annotation, cellular component: membrane. Gene Ontology annotation, biological process: multicellular organism development. Lineage: Eukaryota; Metazoa; Chordata; Mammalia; Rodentia; Castoridae. The record is from RefSeq and is a predicted model, not a curated record.